Molecule: messenger RNA, 1269 nt
Organism: Artibeus jamaicensis (Jamaican fruit-eating bat)
Lineage: Eukaryota; Metazoa; Chordata; Mammalia; Chiroptera; Phyllostomidae
Gene: COMMD9
Product: COMM domain containing 9
Exons: 6
Coding region: 16-612 (198 amino acids)
Source: RefSeq, a predicted model, not a curated record
CAUGACCUGGGAAAAAUGGCUGCGUUGAGUGCGGAAAACUUUGCAGCACUCCAGAGCCUGCUGAAGGCUUCCUCAAAAGACGUCGUCAGGCAGCUGUGCCAAGAGAGCUUCUCUAGGUCAGCCCUGGGCUCGAAAACACUGUUGGAUGUCACGUGUUCCAGCCUGUCUGUGACCCAGGAGGAGGCGGAGCAACUGCUCCAGGCCCUGCACCGCCUCACCAGGCUGGUGGUGUUUCGUGACCUGGCCUCCGCUGAAGCAGUCCUGGCUCUCUUUCCUGAAAAUUUCCACCAGAACCUCAAAAACCUGCUGACAAGAAUCAUCCUGGAACACAUAUCCACUUGGAGGACUGAAGCCCACGCAGAUCUCAUCUCUCUGCCACGCCUGGUCGACCUGGACUGGAGAGUGGACAUCAAAACCGCCUCCGACAGCAUCAGCCGCAUGGCCGUCCCCACCUGCCUGCUGCAGAUGAAGGUCCAAGAAGAUCCCAGCCUAUGUGGGGACAAACCCCGCGUCUCAGCCGUCACCAUGGAGCUGAGUAAGGAAACGCUGGACACUAUGUUGGACGGGCUGGGCCGCAUCCGAGACCAGCUCUCUGCCAUGGCCAACAAAUGACCCCGGCCAGCUGCCAGCCCCAGCUGCUGUCGGCAGUGGAGCACCUUGAGACCCUGGGUGGGCUGCCCUGGCUGCGGCAGCCGCAGCUGACAGAAGACGGGAUGGCAAGGAUGGAGAGGGGCUGCCGUCCAGACGGCGCAGCCACACUGGGAAGCAGCAGCCACGCCCCCACACGGUUCUCACUCAUCUUCCCUGCCCUCUCUCUGACGCUGCUGUGCAGAAGCCUCCGUCUGUGGGAUGCUCCUGCUCUGUGUGCGGUGAUCACCGAGGUGGCAGGUGAGGGAGGCUUUGCCUCGCCUGCUCCCUCCGCACGUCUGCUGAGAGGGCUGGUCCGAUAAGUUCCUUUCCAGCAUUAGCUCAGAGUAGUUCGUCCCCAGCCCUGGAGCUCGUGGAGGGAGCAGGUGGGUGACGCUAGCUGCUCCUGCUUCUCCGUUGGAGAAACCGGGCGGACCCCACAGAGCAGAGUCACUGCAGUGCACCCACCUGCCCCAAGUCCAGGGCCGCCCCAGCUCCCUCGGCCUGCUGGACUUGGCAGCACCGGAAGUCGGGGGGGCACAUUUCCUUCUUCAUGCAUCUUGGGGCCUCUUGAUAAAUGCAGCCAUUCCAGGAUGAAGAAGUGGGAGGGACUGGGAAUAAAUAGCAGUUCCGAAAAUGUCA